This is a messenger RNA of Morone saxatilis (striped sea-bass), 1423 nucleotides long. RefSeq lists its product as uncharacterized. The record is from RefSeq and is a predicted model, not a curated record. The transcript has 2 exons. NCBI's taxonomy places the organism in Eukaryota, Metazoa, Chordata, Actinopteri, Moronidae. The coding region runs from base 135 to 833 and encodes 232 amino acids.
CCGAGCAGUUAGGUAACGUUGUUAUAGUCAUCGUUUUACUCGAUGCGACAAAACGCAUCGCUGCCUCUGAGAGGUUGUUAAACUCCCCGAUAAAUACCCCACAAAUAAUAAUAAUUAAAAUAUGGUUUGACAACAUGGAGGUACUCGAGACGAUCGUGAUACAAAGCAGCGAAGUGGAGGGAAAGGAAACGGUCGUGUCGAGUGCGGACACCGAUAAAACCAAAGCAGAGUUUAUAUGGACCCUGCAGGCCACCUGGCACCUUGUCAACACCCGGCUUGAGAUGGAUCAGGCUUUCGACCAGCCGGUGUGCAAGAAAAAGAAACUUUGGGAGAUGGUGGCAGAGAAAGUGAACGCCAAACUGAGGGAGUCAGAGGUCACCGACGUCACCGUGAAGGCGUACGAGUGUGACCUCAAGUGGAGGAACAUGCUGGCCACGUACAGGAAGAACAGCGAGCGGGCCAAGAGGCUCGGGGCGGCCAGCGUCCACUGGGAGUUCUUCAAGGCCAUGCACGAGGUCCUGGGUAAGAGCCGGGAGGAGAUCGAAGCCCAGAGAAGGGCGAAGCUCAGCGGGACGAGAGUGGGCAAGGCCAUGGCGAGCAAGAGGUUUACCCCCAUCCUCCCCACACCGCCCACGACAGCCGCCCCUUGCUCUGCCCGGCCUCCACAAGACGUCCUCCAGCUGUACAUGGAGCUGCAAGAGAGGAAGAUGAACAUGUGGGCCCAGCAGAAAGCUCUGGAGGAGAGGAAGAUAGAGGCCAUUAACAACCUGGCACAGGCCAUUUCCAGCCUGGCUCAGAAGAACACUACACAGAUGUCAAAGGAUGGACAUUAGGGUCCUUUUGCUCUUACCAAAAACUUAAAUGGUGCUGCAGCAGGAAAAAACUGUUUGCAAUAUAUGUUUUUAGAUUGGUCUUGUUGGCACAUUUUUACUGUUACCGUUUUUUUUAAAGGAUAAAGGUUUGGCCAGUCUGAAUUCUGUAGAGCUGCAUAAAAAGAGACUUCAUGUUACAUAAAAUGGGACAUAUUGGACACAGACUCUUCAGUCGUCCUUUUCUUUUGAUGUAUAGAUUGAAUCAACUAUUAUUUUUAUACCGAGACAGACUUUAUGACAGAAUUAUGGUUCAUUGUAGAGUAAGAAAACCUAAUUUUACUCAUUAAUAAGAUUAAUAUAGGCUAUAAAUGUCAACAACCUCUACAAGAGUGUUAUUUUCUGCAUUGGCCCUUUAAGCAAGCUGAUGGAAAUGACACGAUUACAAUCAUUUGUCAAGAAAGGUCAUAGUUAGACUAAAACUUCAAUAAACAUAUUUAUAACCUAUUAUUAUUAUUCUUAAGAGGUAUCAACUGUAUUCAUAGACACACUUUGACUGAUGUAUUAAUAACAUACACUUUUUUUUGUUCCAAUAAACAAUCCUGCAAUAAAUA